Scaptodrosophila lebanonensis is the source of this 669-nucleotide messenger RNA. RefSeq lists its product as uncharacterized. Bases 1 to 669 code for a protein of 222 amino acids. NCBI's taxonomy places the organism in Eukaryota, Metazoa, Arthropoda, Insecta, Diptera, Drosophilidae. The record is from RefSeq and is a predicted model, not a curated record. The transcript has 3 exons.
AUGAACCAUCAAGUACCGCUUGCUCUACUGAUGCUUCUUCUGUGUGGUGCAGCCGUGGUCGAGGCCUACACCAACACCACACUCCAUUCGGGAAGUCAAGACCAUAACACCACCCAACUGGCCACGCUAAAACGCAAUAAACGUGUGGCCAUUUUCGAUGGUCCGGGGGUCUCGAAGUUUGUGUUCGGCGUUGCACAUCCUGCCAAGUUACCGGACAAAGAGCAAUCGUUUUGGUGGUUCUAUAUCAUGCAAUGGAUAUAUACCCCAACACCAAUCCCCAUAUACUGGUGGAGUUUUUGGAAUACCUCGACUUUUGUAAGCACGGCGCGCGAAUGGCGAAUGGACUUGCAAACAACAUUGCGUGAUGAAGCGCGCAGCUGGGUCUACGACAUCAUAGAGACAUCUUUGGAAAAUCUUGAUAGCAACAAGAAAGGCGCUACUUGUUUGCUGCGUGCCAUAUGCGAGGUAUCCCAAUUGCCAUUCGAGGAGCAUCACGUAUUCGGCGAACUACUCAAUGCAAUCCUGGUACCCAAAUUGGACAACGUUUCCGAAAAAUAUCUGCAUGCUCGCGAUGCGGGCCGCGCAGGAGCUGAUUGUUCGAGGAACUACGUCAGCUGCAGCCGUGAUCUCUGGCAUUGGAUACAAAAAAUGACGACUACAUCGUUUUGA